CACUCGGUCUGCAGCACCUGUUGUGAUAACAUCAACAUGAAUAUACUGACCUGCGUACUCCUGGCCGGUGCCGCCCUCGUGGCCGCCAGGCCGGAGGGUUUGGACGUCCACGCCGGCGACAUCGACGGCUUCGGCCAUGACUCUGGGGGCUUCGGUGGCGAUAUUGGCAUUGGCCAUGGUAUUGGCCACGACAUUGGCCACGGCAUUGGCCACGGCAUUGGCCAUGGUAUUGGCCACGGCAUUGGCCAUGGUAUUGGCCAUGAUAUCGGACAUGGCGUAGGUUUUGACCAUGCUAUCGGGCACGGUGGAGGUAUUGGCCACGGAAUCGGACAUGGUGGAGGAUUAGGAGGCGGAUUUGGAGGUGGUUUUGGAUUAGGUGGUUUCCAUGGAGGCGGUGCCAUCGUACAUUCCCAAGUGAGCGGUAAAGUACUUCAUCCCGUCAUCACAACCAAAGUCGAGCUGGUCUCGAAGCCUCUCCCCGUCAAGGUUCCCGUCAAAGUACCGAUUGUGAAGCACGUGCCGGUACCCAAGACCAUCACGAACGUUAAGACAAUCAAGGUUCCUUUCGAAGUCGUCAAGACGGUCCCAUUCACGGUGGUCAAGACCAUCAAGGUACCUGUCAAGAUCCCCGUCAAGGUCCACACCACGAGCCAUGAUUUUGGCCACGGCAUCGGCGGCGGGUUUGACGAUGGUUUCGGUGGUGGCUUUGGUGGCAUUGGUGAUAUCCAUGGAGGUUUCGACGCACAUCAUUAGAGUUGUAUAUCUUAGGGCGAACAAAUUAUUACGUUUACAAUUAUUUUGUUUUUCUGCUUCAUCCCUUGGGUCAGUAAGUUUUAUGCUUCCGAUGCGAGUUUUUUACUUUUUCAUAAAGUUUUGAAUGUAA
This is a messenger RNA of Hyalella azteca, 883 nucleotides long. RefSeq names its product keratin, type II cytoskeletal 2 epidermal. The coding region runs from base 37 to 753 and encodes 238 amino acids. NCBI's taxonomy places the organism in Eukaryota, Metazoa, Arthropoda, Malacostraca, Amphipoda, Hyalellidae. The transcript has 2 exons. The record is from RefSeq and is a predicted model, not a curated record.